CUGCUCGGUCCCUGAAGAACAGACUUGAUUGUAGAGCUGGCAUCUACUUUCAGCUCUGUAGGACUUUUAGAACAUUUUAUAGGCCUUUGGAACAGUGAGGUUUUAUGUCUGAUCAGAGCAGUGAAUCCAGGUGCUUUUACAGAAGAAUUGACCGUAUUUAUUGUGUCUGAAGCAGGAAUUCAGAUCAUCAGAGACGGCUCUAGUUGAGCUAUCCUCUAUACAGUAGAUAGCAGUAUUCCGAUCAGUCAAGUGUUGUAAAAGGUUUUUAUCGUUCCUCCUGUGCGCAUAUAUCCAUUUGGAGAAAGACAAGUGUCAUUCGCAAGUGAAGUAAAGACAAUGUACAAUACCGUUUGGACUACGGAAAAAUACGAAGAUGAUUGGAGGGACGUGAUGAUGCCAUAUUCCACAGAAUUAAUAUUUUAUAUUGAAAUGGACCAACCACCUCCAGCUCUUCCUCCCAAGCCGGCCAAGCCCAUGACUCCAGUGAGCAGCAGCAACGAUGUGAAGGAAGGGGCUGAGGGAUCGCUACAGGAAGCAGAGUGGUACUGGGGAGACAUAUCAAGGGAAGAGGUGAAUGAUAAGCUGAGAGACAUGCCUGAUGGGACAUUCCUAGUUCGGGACGCCUCCACCAAAAUGCAGGGUGACUACACACUAACACUGAGGAAAGGGGGCAACAACAAGUUAAUCAAGAUCUACCACCGGGAUGGGAAGUACGGUUUCUCAGACCCCCUGACGUUUGGUUCUGUUGUGGAGCUGAUCAAUCACUAUAGACAUGAAUCCCUGGCCCAGUACAACACCAAGCUAGACGUCAAACUCAUGUUCCCCAUCUCACACUACCAGCAGGACCAGCUGGUGAAAGAGGACAACAUUGACGCGGUGGGGAAGAAACUCCAAGAAUAUCACAAUCAAUACCAAGAGAAGAGCAAGGAGUAUGACCGGCUUUAUGAGGACUACACAAAGACUUCACAGGAGAUUCAGAUGAAGAGGACGGCCAUCGAGGCCUUCAACGAGACCAUCAAGAUCUUUGAGGAGCAGUGUCACACACAGGAACGCUACAGCAAGGACUACAUGGAGCGCUUCCGCCGGGAGGGUAACGACAAGGAGAUUGAGAGGAUCAUGAUGAACUAUGAGAAGCUAAAGUCUCGUCUGGGGGAGAUCCACGACAGUAAGAUUAGUCUGGAGCAGGAUCUGAAGACUCAGGCUCUGGACAACAGAGAGACGGACAAGAAGAUGAACAGCCUCAAACCUGACCUCAUCCAGCUCCGCAAGAUCCGGGACCAGUACCUGGUCUGGCUCAAUCACAAAGGAGUGCGUCAGAAACGAAUUAAUGAGUGGCUGGGGAUCAAGAACGAGAACACAGAUGAAGGGUACUUUGUCAGUACAGAGGAGGAUGACAACCUGCCACACUAUGAUGAAAAGACCUGGUUUGUAGGAGACCUGAACAGAACCCAGUCUGAAGACCUCCUACUGGGCAAACCUGACGGAGCUUUCCUCAUUAGAGAGAGUAGCAAGAAAGGCUGCUAUGCAUGCUCUGUAGUUGUGGAGGGUGAGGUGAAGCACUGUGUGAUUUUCAGCACACCGAAGGGCUACGGCUUCGCUGAACCUUACAACCUUUACAGCUCUCUGAAAGACCUAGUCCUGCACUACCACCAGACCUCCCUGGUCCAGCACAACGACUCCCUCAAUGUCUGCCUGGCCUACCCGGUCUACACACAGAUGCCCUCCUCCUCCGGCCCUUCCCCACGGAGAUGAGCCCCCCCCGCCCAGAGCCCCAACAGACUACCCACCCUACCUACCCAGCCCCAGGAGGGAUGAGGGGACAGGGGACAGGGUUGGGGGGUACAGGGGUCAGCCUCAUAAUCCAAACUAGUACCCAGAACCUGAGAAAAACACCUGAGAGAGGGGAAAAAAGCAACAUAAACACUUGCUGCAACACACGUCAGCCACCUUGGAGUUAUAUAUAUUUUUACUAGAACAAUUGGAGGGCAUUCUUUGUAAAGACUGCUUGAUUUGCACAAGGAAGUUUUAAAUGUUUGUGAAUGUGAAAAAACGUAAGGAAAGGAGAAGAGCCGAGUUUCAGGUGACCUAAACUCCAGCCGGGACUCUUUUACAGAAAAACAUCAUCAUGAAAACACUCCAUUCUGAGGCUUUGUUUCCCGUCGUCCGUCUGUUUGCCCAAAUGAUUCUUUUAUUUCAUUCCUUUUACUUUUUUUUACAGAGUUUGUUACCUUAAUUUCUUUUCAUUUGGACAGUUAAUUUUGUUUACUGCUUAUUUGCUAAAUGCAAGAGAUGAUGAUGUCGAGUGUUCUCUGUCCCUCUCUAUAUGAGAAGCAAAAAUAAUGUAGCACAACAAAUGAAGGACAGUUGUUCAGAGUGUUUCUCCAUAUAGACUGCUGCUGAAGGGUUGGGGAGGGGAGGGGAGGGGGAAUGGGGAGGACGAUAGGAGCAGACGGUGGAAGGGAGGGAAGAGUCGAAAGGGGCCACAUGCGGGAGUAAAAAAAGGGUUUGUCGUCUUAAAAGAAAAACGCUUUUAUAUUAAGCAGAGAUGGAGAGUGAGUUUGUUUUCUUGCUUGGCUGGAUCCUAUUUCCUUUGACACAUUGUAAGUUACGGUAACGUUACAAUCACGAUGUUACAGUCCGUACAGAGACCAAAGUUGGCAUGAGGAGAGAAAAGUCCACCAUUGUGUUUUUCUUAGUCUGUAUGAACGGAGAAGAGAAAAUAGAGAGCUUGCUUUGUUUGAUACCACACAUACAUACAGCAGAGUUUUGGGCCAGUGUUCGUCCACUAUACUGAAAGGUUUGGAUUAAACCAAAUGGUACGCACAGACAGAGUUGGUCGAUGGGUUUGACCGUCUGGAUUCCGGUCACGUCGAGUUAGAAGCACUUAUCUAAGAGGAGAGCCCAGGCAAGGACGCACCGUACGGUCUGACACCAGAAACAAACAACCUUAGAAGCUGAAAGAGGUUUUAUGUGUGGUUUUAAAACAAGAAGGUGUAUGUAUGUGAUAAAGUCUGUUUAAAACAAA
Messenger RNA from Oncorhynchus nerka (sockeye salmon), 3025 nucleotides. RefSeq names its product phosphatidylinositol 3-kinase regulatory subunit gamma-like. The transcript is spliced from 10 exons. NCBI's taxonomy places the organism in Eukaryota, Metazoa, Chordata, Actinopteri, Salmoniformes, Salmonidae. Bases 337 to 1752 code for a protein of 471 amino acids. Gene Ontology annotation, biological process: insulin receptor signaling pathway; phosphatidylinositol phosphate biosynthetic process. The record is from RefSeq and is a predicted model, not a curated record. Gene Ontology annotation, molecular function: 1-phosphatidylinositol-3-kinase regulator activity. Gene Ontology annotation, cellular component: phosphatidylinositol 3-kinase complex.